Messenger RNA from Symbiodinium sp. CCMP2592, 7941 nucleotides. Lineage: Eukaryota; Dinophyceae; Suessiales; Symbiodiniaceae. The record is from the annotation of a GenBank genome assembly.
AUGUCGACCAGUGGUCCCACGAGCAUGUAUGACGGUUACCUGAAGCGUGAUGUUCAACAACCUGAUGUCGAUUCUCCGCAGCAAGAUGGUGAUGGCGAUGAUGGUGAUCAUAGAGGCGUAGGAGAUAGCCACCCUCCUCGUGAUGAUCAUGGCAUAGUGGAGAAUCAAUGGGCAUCGGGACAGCAGUGGUGGAGUGACGGAUGGCAACGCCAGUGGGGUCACUCAUGGGGCAAUGACAGUCGGAACUGGGAUCGCUCAGGGUGGGCUCAGGAUGUCAGUUCAAGUGCUGUCCAAGAUGGGACGUGGUACGACUCUCGGCCCUGGGGGUCGACCUCUACAGGAACGGGGUCUCUGGACGGAGGCCAAGAUCGGGACUCCAAGGACUCAUCCUUGGACGCUUGGGGUCGCCACGUGUCUGGCAGCGACUCAAGGACCUACCAAGGCGGUGGACGGCAACCAGACGGAUGGCGCCCCUCAACGGACGCCCAAGGCACUCCGUAUGAAGCAAAGAGAGGAGAGUUCAGCCGUGGACCCUCGGAGAAGAUGAUCGUCCCGAGCUUCUCUGGCCUGACUCCCUCCUCCGGUGACGACUUGGGCACUUCAGCUCGUUCGUAUCUCAGGCAAGUAUCUGCUUGGAGGCGGAUGACGAGGAUGAGUGAGGACCAACAGGCCCUCACCCUGUACCAGCACCUGACGGACCGUGCCUGGGUGGACGCAGAAAGGCUCGACAUGGACAAGCUCGGGAGCAAGUGCGGCGUCGACUACCUGGUGGAGUGGGUCAAAGAUCGAUACCUGGAUGUUCAGGUGACGCAAAUUGGCCGAAGUUUAUCCGGGUUCUUCCGGAGCCUACACCGGAAGACGAAUCAAUCGAUUCGUGACUACAUGGCGGAGUUUGACAGGGCGCACUCCCGGCUUCAAGAAGUCGGCUGUCAACUGCCGGAUGUUGCUGUGGCAUGGGUCUUCGUGGAUAGGAUGGGACUGGAAGAACAGGCGGAACUGAAUCUGCUUGCUUCGGUGGGCAACCAGCACUCCAGCAGGAAAGAUUGGGCGCCUCGCAAGCCUUUCUCGGCGAAUCUCGCCGGGGUCGAUGAGAACGGGUCCUACGAGGUCUACGAGGCUUUCGAGUUGGACGAGGGCAACGAGGACGCCGUUCCAGAGGAAGUGGCUCAGGAGCUCUACCAGGCCUACAUGACACACGAGUCGGCCAAGCAACGAUACCGAGAAAAUGCUAAACUCAGGGGCUCCGACCCGGAUUCUCUCAAGCAGCUGGCCAGCGACAAGCUCAAGGCAGCGAAAGCUCGCUCCUUCUGCGCGGGCUGCAAGAGGCGCGGUCACUGGCACAAAGACAGCGUCUGCCCUUUGAACCAGGCCAACGCGGGCAACUCUGGAACCAGCGGCAACAAGGCGGGAUCCUCUACGGCUACUGUUGGGAAGGACAAUGCUAAGGCGAUGUACCCCUGCCACGUGGUCCAUGUCACUUGGGAGAUCGAGGGCUUCGUCAACAAGGACCUGUUGGCGAUCACCGAUACAGCUUGCUCGCGCUCAGUGGCAGGCGCGGCGUGGGUGGACUCCUACCUGGCCGAGGCUCGGAAGAUGGAAUGCGAUCCACAGUUCACCUCGUGCCGUGAGGCUUUCAAGUUUGGAGCUUCAAAGGUGUUUGUUGCGAGCUACGGGAUCAUCCUUUGCUUCGAGCUCGGUGGGUUCCGGAUUGGACUCAGGGUCGCCGUAGUGAACGGCGACGUCCCAUUGUUGGUCUCGCGCGGUGCCCUCGGGAAGAUGGGAAUGCUACUCGAUGUGGCCGAGAAUAAAGCCUCUUUCAAGGCCCUCGGCGUCUACGACAUGGAGUUGGAGAUCACCGAGACUGGCCACCCGGCGUUCCAGAUUAGGCCAGCCCCCUUGCCGAAGUGUUUUGGCGCAGACUCCAAAUGGGAGUCUACAGAGAUCGUGAUCUUUCCGCAGGGUGAGCAAUACACGAGUGCAGCCAAGGGGAAGGGAUGCGAUGAUGUUUUGGGCGAUGAUGCUUCAGGUUCAUCGGCGAGUUCGGGAUCUUUGCCUUGUAUGACUAGUUGGAUGGUGAGCUCUAUGGAAGUUGGUGAUGAGCAUGGUGGAGGUGGUGAAAGAGAUGCUCUUCCUGAAGAACCCCGAAGUCCUAAAGGAGAUCCCGGGUAUUGUCCUCUGUUCUAUCCUAAGAAAAUCGGGCUUGCUACCAAGAACUUCCUCCUCGAUCCCAACUUCAAUCCCACAACCUUUGCUACUUGGUGGUCAUCUACAAGUAUCUCCAACGAUUUCUGGAUUGAAAGAGCAUUCAUGCUUUGUCUUGCAAGAGCCACAGAGAGUUUCCGGAAGUGCACGGUUUGUGGCAAGCCCCCAGUGAUGAUGGAUCUUUUCCGGUUCUUUGGAUCGGCAGAAGUGUCUUUCGUAGACGACUUUCGAUGCCCCGCUCGCUUUCUCCCCGCGCUCUUUCGGCAGAUGGCUCAGAGCACGGACCUCCUGACCGCUCCUGUCGUCACCCGGGCAAAGACGCUGUCGGAGUUCACGAAGGCGGAACUCUUGGCGGAAGCUCAAGCCAGGAACUUGUGGGUGCACCAAAAAUGGACCGUCACGGAGCUGAGGUCCGCAAUCCAGGAGGACCGGCGCAAUCCCUCAGCCAACCACCCGGCGAAUGUCACCAAGGGGAUGGGCAGCAUGACCUUGGAGGACCUCAAGAUCCGUGCGAUGGAGAUGAACUACUUGCUGCCCCAGUACGCCACCCGCGGCACGAUUAUGAGGAUCUUGAGGGACCAGGGCGGGAUGGGACCCGAUUCCAUCCUGGGGUUCGGGAGGUUCAAAGGGAAAGCCUACAAGGACACUCCGGUGUCCUACCGGACAUGGGCCGUGCGAGAAGUGGAAAGCAACGACAACCCGUCGGAGGACUUGGUCCUCUACGCGAACUGGUGGAAGGGCGAGAUGCACAAGUGGAACCCGGAGACCCAGGAGAUCAAGGACCCCUUCGAUGCAGAGGAGUGUGCGACGAUCCCCUACGUGGACGACGGGAGCUCUACGGCAUCCUGGGAUCUUCUACACCGGGAGGCCCUGGCAGUGUCCCAAGCGGCGACGCCGAAGUCCAAGGCCGCGGGCUAUCCAGUUCAAGCGCCGAGGAUGGACCAGGAAGUGCCCCCGGAGAUCAGCGACGAGAUGCGAUGCUUGGAGGUCCAGGACGGCGGCGCGGAGGAGUUCUAUGACUGCGAGGAGGCGCACCCCGACGGCGAUAACGGAGCCGAGGAAGACGAUGAGAACUACGACGACUUCCUCUACCACCUCGACUUCGACGAGUCUGAGAAUCAACCCAGGACGCUAGGCGAACCUACUCAUGAAGCGAUGGUCACCGGAGGCAGUGGGGAUGUAGUCCAACGUAAGGCCACCGGAACCAAAGCGGCUGAGGCGGAGACCUGCGAGAUGAUUGCCCGGGAGAAGCUCAACCUCAAGCUCUUCACCUACGAGGACCUGCUGGAACUGGCAAGGACGGUCCCCCUUCGGAGGACCCCCAAAGGAAAGGGCUUGCAGAGAGGCGGCGGAGGAUCUCUCGAGUACUUCCUUGCCGGGAUGUAUACCUAUGGUCCGAUGAGCGGGAUUUCCAAGGCCAGUCAAAGCCUUCCUUGGACGGUGAAGUACAUGAACUCUUUCAUGAAGGUCCAGGGCUUCGGGCAGUGGUCAUCCUUCGUCCUGUUCAAGAACGCCGCAACCUCCGUGCACGCCGACGUACACAACCUUCCGAACACCACGGUGAAGACGGUGUCCUUUGGUCCUUUCUCCGGAGGAGAACUAUGGAUGAGCGAUUCGGAUCGGGCGACAGACACGCCCGGCACUCAAUGGAGGACCGAUGCGCAAGGCAAUCUUCUCCCCGGCUACAACGUGAAGACCAAGAACUCCGUGUACACCUUCAACGGGAAGAUCAAGCAUGCCACCCAACCGUGGGACGGAGAGCGCUGGACUUUGUCAUGCUUCACCACUCGGGGUUUCCAACAGAGCACCGUGGCCGAGCGCGAUCAACUCCGUGAUCUUCGCUUUCCUCUCCGCGGAAUACCUCUGCGACCCCCGGAAUGUGACGAAGAUCCUCCUCGAGCUGUUCGGCAUCGCCCUAUGAAGAGCAUCAGGAAAGGACUUUGGAAGAAGGCCAGUCGACUGGCCGCCCUGACUACAUGGUGUACGAUGGCUGGAACAUCCUGUACGGCGACCCACUACCCGCUCUCACGGGGACCUGAAGCAGUGGCCUUUUUCGAGAUCGGAGGCUUCCACAAGACUCUGGAGAUCACCGACUUGAACUACCUGGCGGCGGAACCCUACGGCUACUCCCAUGGAGGAGAGGAUCCCCAACCUAUCGAGGCCAUUUACGACACCAUCCGUGAGUUCAAUCCAGCAGUUGUGUGGCUUCACGCCAAGACCACAGCCUCCUACGUCAAGGACAUCACCGGAUACCUAUGUGAGCACGUGGAUCAAGGCCGGCAACUUGCUAUAGAAGCUACUCCCGAUGAUCCCUGCUGGGAGAAUGAAGGAAUCAAGGACUUACUGGCGAGGUACGACGGCAAAUGGCACCACCGUUGCGAGGAACCUGAUGUACUACGAGUUAACGACGACUACCGCCAGGACCACCGACACCCCGACGAUGAGGUGGUUCCCGAGUUCCAUGCCUACGUGACCGAGUACAAGCCCGAGGUUGAGGAUGGUAACGGGGCGGAUGGGGUUGCAAAGACCGGCGCCGAAGCGAUCUCCUUUGAGAAGGGCAAGAACCUGGCCUCAGAAGUGAAAUCCUCACUUAGGCGCCUCCAUCAAAAUCUUGGGCAUCCCUCAAAUACCGACUUGGCGAGGCAUUUGAGGCUGGCGGGUGCGGACCCCGUCGUGGUGGACGCGUGCAAACGUCUUCAGUGUCAAGUUUGUCAGCGGAACAAAAGAGGGGCGACACCCAAGCCGGCGUCUUUGCCAAAUUUACUGGAGUUUAACCAGGUGGUCGCGGUGGAUGCGUUCUACGUCUACGACUGCGACGGCGAGAAGGUGGAACUCAUGACGGCGAUCGAUGUCGGUACUGGUUUUGCUUUGGCAGGCGAACUACGAGGACACUCCACGCGGACAAUGGAGGAUUCUUUCUGUGCCUUGUGGAGCAACACUUUUGGGGCUCCUGGAACUUUGGUGGUGGAUCUGGAAUCCGGCCUCCAGGCUGGACUCGCGAGGUUCAGUGAGUGGCAUGGCUCUUACAUCCGGCCUAUUGCCGGACAGGCGCAUUGGCAGAAUGGAACAGUCGAGAGAGCCAUUCGGACGUGGAAGGAAGUAUGGUCCCGUUUGGUCGAUGAGCGGUCGGCUACGUCGGAUGAGGCCAACAUGGUUGUCACGGCCGUGAAUAACGCAAUGAACACCCUGAGAAGGGAUGCCGGCUUUAGCCCGGCACAAGCAGUUUGGGGACGUGAUCCUCGGCUUCCCGAAGACGUCCACAACUCCUUCCAGGAUGACCAUGUGGAGCAUAUCAUCAGCCGAGACCGACAACGUGCCAGAGAACACACCGUGAGGAUCGCUGCGAAGGAAGCUUACUUCAAAGUCCGGAACGAUGCGAAGCUUCGGAAAGGUCUGUUGCAGCGCUCCAGAGUUGGAGGUCCUGAACUCGACGUGGGCUGCCACGUCUUCUUCUACCGGAAGCCCAAGAAUAACAAGAAUUGGGUUUGGCAUGGACCUGGGGUUGUGAUUGGCAGAGAAGGGCCAAACUACUGGGUGUCCUUCUCCGGGCGUUGCCAUCUGGUGGCCCCAGAACACCUGAGACUCGCAAGUUCCGAGGAAUUGGGCGCAGCUUUCACUCUCAGGUCAACGAAAGAAGAUUUGGAGAAGCUGCUGGAACAAGACUUUGGUGAUGAAGAGCUCUACGACCAGACCGAGGAGAUGGACGUGGAUCCUGAACUACCACCUGGCGACGAUCACCAAGAUGGAGACGGUGUUGACGGUCCCCAUCAUGGACGCCAACGUGGAGAAAGCAGUAGGAGAAGGGAUGGCGACCCGCCUGCUCCCGUCACCAAGCGGCACAGGACAAAAGGCCCCGAGGUCCUCGAGAACUCCGACCCCCACGCUACCUUUAUGAUGAAGCUCCCGAAGACCCCUAGGGGAAGAGAGAAGGCCCUCGAGAAGGAGAUCCCUUGGUCCAUGGUGCCCGAAGACCAGAAACCUAACUUUCGCCAGGCCGAACGCAAGCAGUACGACGAGCAUCGGGAACAUGGGGCACUUGACCCACUUUCUGUCGAGGACAGUCGGAGGAUUGCGCGAGAGCGACCAGAGCGGGUUCUGAAUAGCAGGUUUGCUUAUCGGGACAAGCACUGGUCUCGUCGCCGAGAGAGCCCAGACGUGGGAUGGAAACCGAAGGCGAGGCUGGUGAUAGCGGGACACCGAGAUCCCGACCUCCUAUCCGGACUCCCUACGCAUGCGCCAACGAUUUCUCGCCAGGGCAUACACCUACUCCUCCAGAUCCUCGCGUCGAACCUGAACAAGGGAUGGAAGGGAUACGCCGGCGAUGUGACAGCCGCCUUUCUCUGUGGGGAGGACUUGGAGCGUGAACUUUAUCUACGACAACCAAAGACCGGGCUCGGCGAUCUCCACCCGGAACAACUCUUGCGUAUACGGAAACCCAUCUUUGGCCUUGUGGACUCCCCGGCAGCAUGGUGGACGAAAUUCCACCGUACCCUCAAGGGCAUGAAGAUCCGGGAUGGAGACACCGAAUGGAUGGUGGUCCAAAGUACUUUGGAUCACUGCGUGUUCAUGGUCCAGAAGGUCACGGGCUACGACGAGAACGGAGAGCCCCGACUUGAGGCUCCCAGCGCCUACCUGGGUGUCCAUGUCGAUGAUGUUCUGCUGGGGCGACUAAGUGCAGAGUUCCCAAUCCAGGAUUGGGAAGAGGAAAAGUUCGAGUACGUGGGCUCUUUCAUCGAGAUCCUCGAGGACCGCGUUAAGGUGACCCAGGCGAGCUACGCGAACACGAGGCUCUUCCAGGUCGAUGUGGAGCGAAGUAGUCCUGACCACUUCGAGGCCAGCGAGAUCGAGAAGCACGACAACCAGUCGCUGAUCGGCGCCCUCUCAUGGAUGGCAAGUCAGACGCGUCCUGAUUUGCAGGUUGGCGUCUCUAUGUGCCAGCAAUGCCAGAAGUCACCAACGGUUGGGGAUGUGAGAUUCACAAACCAACUGGCCCGACGGGCUAUGGAACAUAAGGAGGAGGGCCUGACCUUCUUCCCGGUGAACCUCGACUGCGCCGUCCUGCUCUGCUAUCAUGAUGCCGGGUGGGCAAACGUCCCGCAGAACGAUGAGGACCCCUUCUACAAGCUGACCGAUGAGGAAAACUUACAAGGGAGAUUCCAGGACGGCCCGCUAGCAAGAAGGGAGGCGAAGAUGAAGAAGACGAAUUCUACUAUCGCAUCCCAACUGGGCGGCCUCUACGUGCUGGCAGACGACAAGAUUCUCUCCGGUGGAGAGAGCCAUGGAAGCAUCCUGGAUUGGCGCAGCGGAGCCUGUGAAAGAGUAUGUCGUUCCACCUUCGCGGCAGAGACAAUGGCAUGCGGGACAGCAACGGAAACAGGAGACUUCAUCGCGAAGUUUCUUGAGACCCUGCUCACCGGAAAGCUGGCCCGCAACUCGACUCGGUUCCAGAUUCGAUUUCUGAGCGACUGCCGCAGUUUGUAUGAUCAUUUGACCCGGGACGGAGUCCCGCGAGUCCCUACCUGCAAAAGGCUUUCGAUAGAUUUGGCGGCCAUCCGCCAGGAUCUAAAGAGUUUCGGGCGAAUCGCAUGGGUGCCCACUUGGGCGCAACUUGCGGAUCUGCUCACAAAGCCUCUCCGUCCAGAGAGCUGGUGGGAGACGAUAAAGUCUCCCUUGAAGCUUACCUUCCGAGAAGAGGGAGGGAAAACUUGUAUAGAUAAAGUCUAUUUGGAACCAGUGUAA